ACUUGUUAAAUCAUCCUGGAAUAUCACUUUCAUAUCUGGCUUAUCUAGAGUUGCUGUGUCAUGAGCUGAAGAUUUGUUGAAAAGGCAGCAUCACGCUUGAUUCAUAAUGUUUAUCUUCAUAUUAGCUUCAUAACAGUGCAAGUGUUUUAUUCAGGCAAAAGACAGCCAGAGCAUGACAAACGGAAAGUGAGAACAGAUCCAGGCUUCCAGUGACGACAGCCUCAUUACGCGUUUAUAAGAGCGCCUGUCUGAUCUCACCAGCAUCUAGUUUGAGAAGGUCCAGCCAGACAACACUUCGGAAGUGAACAGAUAGUGACUCUGUAUCUACAAUCUGCAGCUGCCACUUAACAUGAAAGUGUCCCAAUGGAACUAAAUUCAUCAAACAUCUGCAACGACACGGUUGCCUGGAUAUGGCUGUCAUCUUUCCAGCCUCCAUUUCUGGCUCUUAUCAGUAUCCUAGGAGUGCUGGGCAACAGUCUGGUCCUCUGCGUGUUCUGCCUCCAGCGGAAGCCGUGCAGCGUAGCUGAUGUGUAUCUGGGCAACCUGGCAGCUGCAGACCUCAUUAUGGUCCUGUGUUUGCCCUUCUGGACGGUCACCAUCGCCCAAGGCUAUCAAUGGAAUUUCAGUCAGCUGCUCUGCAAGGUAAUCUGCACCGCCAUCUCAAUGAACUACUACUGCAGCAUACUCUUCCUAGUGCUGGUCAGCGUGGACCGCUACCUCGCCUUGGCCAAACCCAUGAACCCCAGUAGGCUGAGAUGCCCCAAAUGGGCCAAGCGUAUAUGUGUUGUGAUUUGGAUGGUGGGGUUUGUGCUCAGCCUCCCAAAUCUGCUCUUCCGAAGAGUACGUUUCAUUUCAUUCAUAGAGGUGGAUGCCUGUUACCUAGAAUACCCUCAUCCAGCCUGGCUUCUCCAACGGAACAUCACGACAAACUUCAUUGGAUUCCUGCUUCCGCUGACAAUCAUUUCUCUUUGCACUUUUCACGUGGUCAGAGCACUUAAAAACCGCGGCUUGAUGAUUCAACCAAAAGUUCAAACGGAGAGGAAAGCCGCUAAGCUGGUUCUGACGGUCCUCGCCGUGUUUCUCCUCUGCUGGACGCCCUUUCAGCUAGUGCGGUUCCUAGAAACUCUUGACUACUUUAAGCUCGUUCUUGGGUGUCUCUGGGAGGAUAUAUUGCAAAUAGGCAAUGAGCUGGCUACUUAUUUAGGGUAUAGCAAUAGUGCAAUAAACCCUUUUUUGUAUGUUAUCGUAGGGAGCCACUUCAGGAAGAGAGCUCAAGGAGUUUUUCAAGGUAUUUUGUGUUCUAGACGCAAGAGCAACUCCUCUGUGCACUUAAAUGUUACUGUUAUUAGCAAGUGCGGUGACAGUCCUAAAGAUAACAGAAUAACACCGCUGCCACUGAGAGCUGUAUAUCCACCCAUCAAACCUCAUAUGAUGUGUAGAUCGUUAUGAAGAGACGAAGAAGCUCAGCUGAUAGAGGUCAAGGGCAUUAUUUUGAUGGUCCCCCAACAGACAUUUCACUGACUAUAAGUAGCUUUGCAAAUACAGUAGGCCAACUUAUUCUACUAACCCUAACCAUAACCUAACAAUGAGAGUUAGUUGUAGUUUCAAAGUUAUGGUCUUCAGAAUGGGGACCAUUAAAAUAAAGUGUAACCAUGUGAUUCCCAGGAGAAAAAAAAAUACCUCUUAAUUAUUUGAUUGUGCAAUCUUAUUUUUCUUUCCUUGCAUAUUUUCAAGGAAAAAUAUGCAUAUUUUUGCUGAAGUGUGGAAAUAAUGAGAUGCGAGAACCAUGGAACUGGUGGAACAGUUUCGCUCACUCAAGUGUCAUGUCAGUGAUUGCUGAUGAACUUGCACUAAAUUAUUUUGAAAAGACUUUUGUAAAUGGUUUCUGAACAUAUGUGGCCUUGUUUAAAUAUGUAUGUUUGGUUUUAAUGCAAUUAGUGAAUCUUAUUGUUAAUCUUUUACUGUUCCUUACAACAUUUAAUUUCAACUUAAGCAAAUUUAAUAACCACAAACCUUUAUUUAUUGUUUUUUUGUUUGUUUGUUUUUUAAACGAAACCAGAGAGUAUAUCCAAAUUAUUCAAAACCAAAGGCUGUGAGCCUGUGCUUUGUUUUUUCUGUUAUUUUAUAUAUUUUUUAUAUUACACUUGGUGUUUUUCUUUAUGAACAUGUAUAUGUAUUUAAUUUAUAAUACUGUACCUAUGUGUUUGUCUUAUAAUAUCUAUGUAACUUUGUGUAUAAAAUCAUUACUUUGUACUGCUGUAAUAUCUCACUGUGCUGUUGAUGUAGCUAGUUAAACAUUUUGAAUAAAUUUUUCUCUCUCCAGUUUUCUCUGAAAGCUUUCUCUCUCCUCAUUCCUCGCCUCACAGUGGGUUUAGUAAAUUGACAUGUCCUUCAUGAUUUCUUUUGCUUAUGGUCAUCUCAUAAAUUCAUAAUCUGUGUAUUUUCAACAAAGGGUGCAGAAAACCUGAGAAGCAGUUAAUUAGAUGUCAUAAAGCAGACCUUGUAUUGGUGUGUUGUAUGAGUAUAAAAAUCCUCAGUAAAUAUGACCAUAUUUAAAAAUAUAAAAUAC
Cyprinus carpio (common carp) is the source of this 2569-nucleotide messenger RNA. Its product is annotated as B2 bradykinin receptor-like. Gene Ontology annotation, biological process: G protein-coupled receptor signaling pathway; smooth muscle contraction; neutrophil chemotaxis. Bases 364 to 1449 code for a protein of 361 amino acids. NCBI's taxonomy places the organism in Eukaryota, Metazoa, Chordata, Actinopteri, Cypriniformes, Cyprinidae. The transcript has 2 exons. Gene Ontology annotation, cellular component: membrane. Gene Ontology annotation, molecular function: bradykinin receptor activity. The record is from RefSeq and is a predicted model, not a curated record.